Molecule: messenger RNA, 1914 nt
Organism: Prorocentrum cordatum
Lineage: Eukaryota; Dinophyceae; Prorocentrales; Prorocentraceae
Source: the annotation of a GenBank genome assembly
AUGGGCUGCCACGGCUCCAAGGCGCCGAGCGGCCCCGCCGCGCCCCCGCUGGUCUUCCAGCUGGGGGCCUGCGGCUGGCGCUGCCCGGAGGAGCCGGUCUCCGCGCCGGGCGUCGCGCACGAGGCCUACCACGCGGCCGCCAGCGGCGCGGAGGGCUGCGGCGGCUGCUACUCCGUGUACCCCUCGGCCGUGCACGAUGUCUGCGCCGGCCAGGGCGGGGUGAGGGUGGCCAGGGUGGGCUUCGCGCUCCCCUCGCUCCCCGGCGCUGGGCCCGCCGGCGCGCCGGGCUGGCACUCCCUCUCGGACGACGAGGUCGUGGAGCUGCUGAAGGCGCUCGAGGACGCCGCCUGCGAGCAGCUGGCCGCCGCCGAGGCCGAGCGGGGGCGGCCCUGUGACUUUGCCAUCGUCCACGACGUGCUCUGGAGCCCCGUGGUGAUGCAGCGCGCCAACGAGAGGAGGGUCUCCGAGGGGAAGCCCGUGACCCCGGUCGUCGCCUUCUGCCACGGCCCCGACGCCGUGCUGCUGGACCUGGAGGCCGAGGGCGCAGAGGAGCACCCCGCUCGCUUCGGGCCGCUGCUGGAGAGCGUGGGGUCGUGGCGGACCCUCGCGGCCGUGGUGGCCGCGUCCGAGGAGGCGAAGCGGGGCUUCCUCAGGCACUUUCCCUUCGACAGCGGCAGGGUGCUCGUCGCGCCGCCCGCGUACAGCUCGCUCGUGUUCCGCCCGCGCGGCGAGGGGCCCGAGGCGCUCCGGGACUUCCCGGCUCUGGCCGCCCGCGCCGGCGGCGGCCUGGGCGCGGCCCUCGGCUUCGUCGGGCGGGGCUCGCUGCGGCUGCAGGGCAGGGUGGAGGCCCUCCGGGCCACCGCCGGGGAGCUGCGCGGGGAGGGCGCCGCCGCCGCCAGGGAGCUGCGCGCCGAGGGCGCCCUGGUGGCCAGGGAGCUCCGGGAGGAGGGCGCCGCGGCGGCCAGGGAGCUGAGGGAGGCGCGCGACGAGCUUCGCGACGACCUGCCCGACGUCCUGCAGGACGGGCUGGAGCAGCUGCACCUGGGCGCCAGGGAGCUGCGGGCCAGGGCGUCGGAGGGGCAGGGCAGGCUCGUGGGUUGGCUGCGGGGCGAGGCCCCUCGGCACCUCGAGGCCCUGCGGGAGAGGGUGCCAGGGCCCGUCCGGUCGGGCCUGGGCCAGCUGGCGGGCAGGCUGCCCGAGGGCGCGGCCGCCGUGGUGCGCGCCGUGCGCCCUGCCGCGCAGCUCGAGCCCAUCCCCGCGGAGAGGUACAGCCACGUGGUCCUGGUGGUGGGCGGCGUGGACGAGGAGGCCCUCGCGGCGGUGCUCCGGGGCGCGCAGAUGUACGAGGCCUCCCGCCCAGACAUCUGCACGGUCGUCGUGGCGCCCCCGCGCCCCGCCGGCGGCGCGGGGCCCCGCGGGGAGCCCGCUGUGACGCCGAGGGGGCCGCAGCCGCAGCACGUGUACCUCGUGGAGCCGCAGGGGCCCCCCGGCCUGGCGCGGCUCCUCAGCCUGGCCGACCUGGGCGUCUUCCCGGGCCCGGCCGGCUCGCUGCCGGCCGGCCUGCUGGAGUGUCUGGCCUGCGGCACGCCGGCGGCCUGCUCGAGCGCGGACGGGCUGCCCCGCGGGGCCAUUGGCGCACCGGGCGCGGGGCCCCUGGCGCUGCUCGCGGGCGGCGAGUCCGCUGGGGAGCCCGCCGCCAGAGACGCGCUGGCGGCGAGCAUCCACGCCACGGUCACGAGCGGGCUGGCGCCGGACGCCCGGUGGAAGGCCUGCCAGGGCUCCGAGUGCCUCAGGCUGGCGGAGAGGUUCUCGGUGGCGGCCCAGUGCCCCGACAUUAUCCAGCAGGCCUGGCAGCUCUCCCUUCAGCUGCCGGGCCUGGGGCCUCUCGGAGGAGGUCCUGCUGAGACAAUGGCG